CAAAACGGAUCCAUUAAAUGCAAGAAGUGUUUGGUUAACAAUGGAUUCGUUUUACUGCAACGAAAGGAUGUGUUUUGCGGGGACUGUCUGUCAGACUAUUGCAGUCAUAAGUUUCGGUCAACAAUUGGCAAAUCAAAGGCCAUUCAUAGCGGAGAGCGAGUGCUCAUCGCCUUCUCGGGAGGCGUUAACUCCUCAGCGAUGGUCCGUAUGAUCACUGAUGGCCUAAAAGAAGUGCAGCACAAGAAGUUGAGAUUUGUUCCCUCUCUCGUUCAUAUCGAUGAAAGCAUUUUAAGUGACGAACCAAUUGAACGAAACGAACCGAUAAUCAAAGAGAUUAGAGAUCUUAUGUUAGACACCAAAUGGCAGUGUUUUGUGUCUUCAUUACACAUGUCUUAUCGCGAAAAUGACACCAAUUUUUAUACCGAUUUAAUCCAACAAUCAGUCGAUAGUCAGUCAGACAAUGAUUGCCGAAAAGCAUUCAUGGAUUCAUUUUCAGGCAUAAAGUCUUUGACUUCGAAACAAGAAUUUGUUAAAAGAAUGCGUAAUCGACUCAUUGCUGACAUCGCAUACAUCGAGAAGUUUGAUAAGAUAUUCUUCGCCAACAAUUCAACUGAUUUAGCCAUCAAUUUGAUGAGUGAUGUGUCGGUCGGGAAAGGCAUUCAAUUGCAAUCGGAAGCGGCUUUUAUUGACGAAAGAAAUGAAACCCCAAUUCUGAGACCAAUGAGAGAAUUGACAGCAAAAGAGAUCACGUUUUAUGUCGUUUACCAAAAGCUUAAUUUCGUUGUGACUAAGAAUUUGGCGACAAAUACUUCACUCAAGUCUAGUAUUCAACGAAUGACUGAAACAUUUCUCAAUGGAUUGCAAUCAGAAUUUCCGGCAACUCUUUUCACAAUCAUUAAAACGGGCGACAAAUUGAAAGUUUCUGACUCUCAAAGUCAUGACAAAUGCAUUGUUUGCAAAACUUCAAUCGACACAACAGAUCGUCCAAAAUGUUCAGCACUUGAAUCGUUGCGUUUGACACAAAACCUAUCAAAUAAUUCAAACUAUGAUAUCAUUGAAGAGUCUAAUAAUAGUGCAAAUAAU
Messenger RNA from Medioppia subpectinata, 1083 nucleotides. The record is from the annotation of a GenBank genome assembly. NCBI's taxonomy places the organism in Eukaryota, Metazoa, Arthropoda, Arachnida, Sarcoptiformes, Oppiidae.